ACUAUCGUUUCAAUAUAAAGAGGUUUAAAAAAAAAUGUGAGAAUGUGAAUUCACUGGAUAUCCUACAGCGCAUCUGCUGGUGGGGCUAAUUGUGUUACAAUGGGAUCUUGAUACCAACUAUGGUGUUUUCUAUGAACAGGGGACUGGAAACUAGUUAUAUUAAUUAUAAUAAUACUGUCGCUAUAUUGGUUUAGUCACAAUGGGCAUUUCUUUAGUUCUGCGGUGUAUUUUGGCUCUCGUUAACACAUCAAGCAUUUACUACUGAGAUGAUAGUUUAGUUAUAUAUUUUUGAUAGCCACAUCUAGUUCAACAUGUCAAUCUGACGCAAAUUUAAUCAAAAAUGUAACGCCAAAUACAUGUAUGAAAUAAGAAAGUAUGCAUUUUAAAAGAAUUAUAGUCUUUUCUGAUUAAUAAAAAGAUAAAAUUCCUCUAUUGCGAUAGGAUUCGGUCCCUACUUUCCCAGAGAAAAUUCAAACUAAAGUACAGAUUAAAACUUGUUACAGCCAAAGAAUCUUUUAAAGUAAAUAUCAACUUGUGUAUAAUGCUUAUAUUAUAUUUGUUUAUUUAUUUCUGUUCCCAAUAAGAGGGUUCAAUAUUUAUCCAGAAUUUUCUGCAAGGAUCGUUGCAAGCUUUCAUAUGGGAUGCCUCAUCACCCGCUAUAAACUGGUUUUCUGCGCAAACUUUCUAUGACAGUACGUUUGCCUUAAUGACAAUCGAAUGUUUCAAGAUUCUAGUUUUUUUUACUGCAAAGGAGCACGUAGCCUGAAUGAAUGGUAUUUGUUUAAACGUUUUAAACAAAGACCCGUGUGCUCAAAUAAUAACACAGUAAGCGGCCAUUCGAUGAAGUCCAUUUUACCUGAAUGGUUCCUCAAUAAACAAGACUAUUGCAUUUAAAGAUCCAACAAACUGGGGGUGAUUUUAAAAAGCUACUCCACUUUAGAAAGCCGACAAUUUAGUACGCUAGCCAUCGUCACUGUCACACUUUAGAAGGGAACUGACGUCCAAAGAGUAAACUUCGGCACAAAACCCAGUUAUAGCCGGGCUAAUAAAGGUUCCGCAGACUAUAAGAUGACGGAGACUAUUUCUCAAAAUGCGUCUAAUUUUGAAUGAGUAAUUUUUAUACCUUAUUAAAUUUUUAGAUGCGCAGUCUUGGCUUACAGACCUGAGUAUCUAUUCUACGUUUCAAAGCGGGUAAAAGUUUGUAUACAUAUAUGAAUUGUUAAGGGACAGUCUCUUCAUCGGAGAAUCACAAUAUAUUGUCUAAAAACAACAGCUUUUAUACCACUUCGUGCCUCCGAAAUAGCAAUUAUGGUAUAUUUUCUUCGCCAUAACAAUAUAUAUUUUUAAUAUUGGAACCAAGUGGCUCUUGCCACUCGGUCCACUCAAAAGCAAACCGCGUCCUGAAUUGAUCCUUAGUGCCUAUGAACAUCCAAGUUCAGUUACUUAUUCAUACCUUUCUUGCGCAUGAUUUGCACCUUACUAAAAACUACAGGAUCGACCCAGCGUAUGCAUUCAGCUUCUGAACAAUACACGUUUUAUAUAACCUUAUUUAUAACAAUAAAUUUCAUUUAAAAUAUUUCAAUAGGUCUUAUUUUGGCAUUUAAUUCCUGUUUUAUUUAUACAUUUCUGCAACACCCAAACCAUUAGAUCACGGGUUCACCAUCAUCCAUAUGCCAGGGCUCAUUAGUUUACAAUAGUGUCUAUGGGGAAGCUUUUUACUUUCUUUUGGUAUGAACUUAAUUUUUGGCAGAUAUAUAGAUUUCACCGCAAUGUUUUUGCGGUUCUCGUUGAGUUUAGCCCAUACGCAAAACUCGCAAAAAAACGUUAGAGUUGUUUUUUGAGGGGCCUUAGUGUUCAUUCAUUAUACGCGUUCUCACUCGUUUCAGAGUACAUACACUGUGAAAGUGCGCACCGCGAACAUUAAUAACAUCACAAUUUCUAGAUAAAUGAGGCCCGAAUCUGCAUAUAAGGGGCUACUUGAAGCCGAACAAAUCAGAAUUUGCCCGAACCAAGCCGUAGCUUGAUUCGAGUUAAGCUGCAACUUGCCUCAAAUCAAGCCACAACUUGAGUUAAAUCAGGGUGGAAUUUAUUUAGAGUGAAGUCACGUUACCUUGCAGCGCUACUACGUUAAUUCACUAGUUGUUCAUUACAUGCGCCGGUGGUAAGGUUGCUAAAAGUUGGAUUCUUAGAAUAUUAAACAUUCGAUAAUUGAUGCAUUUUUAUAUGCCAAAUGCUCACGCCAACUAUGAUGGUGCAAAAUGGCCACAGUUUGCACGAUGGUAAGUAGUGCCUUACAGAACCGAUCUUUUCCUGAAUUUGUUUUGCUGUAUUUGUAUUUCAGCCCAUUUCGGCAGAGUUGAGAAAGUUUAGCUUUAACAGUAAAAAGUAAAUUACGAAAAGUAUGAAGGCUCCCUUGACAAAUAAUGCAAAACUUGUUUAUAUAGACGAUCUCCGGGGAAAGAAAAGUUAUAUUAAAAUUACAAGAACUUCAAAAUACGUUGCUCCCAAAUCAUGGUGUAAUGAAGCAGAACUAUAAAGUGUAAAAGAAUAACAACGAAGGUGAUUGACCUUAGAUUUUGACUGUACAAGUACAAUACGUAUAAACACUGUACAAAAAAGUAAUUGUUUUUGCUAUGUAGAACUUAAAUAUGAGUGUAAUUGUAACCAACUUAUCCUUGAGGUACAUUUUUCUACUGUACUGUUAAAAGCGUUACAUUUUAUGACGUUAAUAGGGAUAGUACUGCAAUUGUGAUCAAACCAAACUUGCGCCAGUUUCGGAACAACAACUGUGAGUGAAUCAAUUCGGAAGAUCAAGUGGUAAAAUCACGUCAGUAAUCAAGUAAGCGUUGACGUCGAGCGAGAAGUAGAAACGAUGUUUCGGUAUCAAAGAACCAUGGAGAUGUUGUGGGCUGGCCUACUAAAUAGUUUUAAACAACAGAGGCGGUCUUUGAAAACAUCAUCAGUUUACCAAACUCGACAGCUAAAGUGUCUAUACAGCCUGAAGCAGAGGGGAAUACUAAAUAAGGUGUUUCCUCCUAUUGAGGAUCUGCAGUUACCAAGCCUAAUUCGUCAGUCUCAGUCGGUGUACUGCGGAUUCGAUCCUACGUCCGAUAGCCUUCAUCUCGGAAAUCUCUUGCCAAUGAUUUUAUUACUGCACCUGCAAAAAGAAGGCCUGACGCCUAUCGUCGUCGUUGGGGAUGCUACUGCGAAAGUUGGUGACCCUAGUGGACGUCUGACUGAGAGGAGUACUAUGGAGCAGGAUAUUAUCGAGAAUAACUCUAAAGGGCUUGAAAAAAAUAUUAGAACAGUUUUCGACAAUUACAAAAGGUACUUCCAUUACGGCAAUUUUCUCCCAAAUUUACAGCUUGUCCGCAAUUCGUAUUGGUACCUCGAUCAGACGUUAGACAGUUUUGUUGGAACUGUAGAACGGCACUUUCGGCUAAGCAAAAUGCUCAACAGAGAGUCCGUCCGCCAAAGAUUAAAUAGCCCUGGUGGUAUGAGUGUUACCGAAUUCAGUUACCAGAUCUUUCAAGCAUAUGAUUGGUUGCGGCUUUACGAAAUGUACACAUGCUGCGUACAGAUCGGUGGACAAGACCAGAUGGGCAACAUUGAAAGCGGUCACGAUUUAAUUAAGCGAACUCAUGGUGAAAAUUGUUAUGGAUUUAUGACCCCCAUAAUUACCACGGUGACUGGAGAAAAGUUCGGCAAAAGUGUUGGCAAUGCAAUAUGGUUGUCACCUACUAAAACGUCACCUCAAGAUUUGUAUAAUUUUUUGCUGCAAAGAUCAGACACCGAAGCUGUGCAGCUUGUGCAGCUGUUUACAUUUUUAAAUGAUGAAGAACUGAGGAAACUUCUGUGUGCUCAUAGGGACUGUCCUAAGAAGAAGUUAUGCCAGAGGAAAUUAGCGUCGGACGUUACGACACUAGUGCAUGGAGAAGAAGGACUAUCUCUAGCGCUAACUAGCGGAAAAUGAAACAAAAUAUUUAUUUUUAUAUACAGUAUUUAAUAUAUUAAGGUGCUUUAAGAUUUUUAAUUUAUUUUACUAAGAGUGCUGUUGUAACAACAGCCCUCUUAUUGUUAUAACUAAAAACACCUAAUAUAAUUAAAAAUGAUUUUUGUAUGAAUUAGUCUUGACGUUUUCUUUGGGCGGAGUACGGAUUCAAAAUUUUGUCAUACAUGACACGCAUUACAAGUGAAAUGACAAAUUUUAACUUUAAAUACGACUUCUCAGCUCAAAUACAGAUGGCAACACGCCGAAGACUAGUAAUUGUCAGACAGCUUGUUGGUAGGAUUGCUAAACAUCGUUCCAGGCCCACCUUAGGAAUUGAAAGCGGACACUGCAUAGAUUGAUGGGAAUUGUGUUACUUCGGGUACGAUGAUGAACAACGAGACUAAUAGAACGAAUUGACUGAACAGUUUUGUCGUCACUCACUUUGGUACGCAUGGGUUCUACAAUUUCACUUCAUUCAUGAAAUUCAAGCUAGAUCUAUCAAGGAUGCAUUAUUUAGUAACUAUUGGAAGUACGAAUCGGGUUCUUUAAAGAUGCUACUCAUCAAAGUUUUGUUUCCGAUGCGAUCUGAGAUUUAAUCGAAAAAAAAAAAGAUUUCAAAAAUGAUAUCAUUGUCAAUUCCUAUAAAGGGCACAGAAAAAUUGAUUUUAGAAGGGGCCUCAACUUUGCUGUAGGUUUCAUUUCUCACCGAUUGUUCACAAUAAGCAGCGUUUGCGAAUCUCUACGAAGACAUUAACCAGAUUACAUAACCAAAUAACAGUCUUACAAGUGAAUUCGGCGGAAUUUGAACCUGAAUAAUAUUUUAGCUGCUGCUUGAGAGAAAGGUUUGAUUCGUAAAUACUCUUGUGACUCAAAAACUAGUAAAUCUUGUAAAUGAAGACUAUCUCCAACAGAAACGAGUUCAGAAAAGAAAACAUCCCUUAGUUUCGAAAAUCAAUGCUCUAUGGUUAAGUUCCUAUUCCUUGAAGGCCACAUCGCCGCGGAAAUUCAUCUUUUUUUUUUCAUUUAUCAUGUAUAUUAGGUAAAAUAGCUGCAGUACGUGAAUAGUGCAAGCGUUUCAAGAACGAAUAUUGGAAUGCUAAAGACUAAAAAGAAGAUGAUUGGGUGUCGGGACCCGAAGAACAAGAACGCAUUGCCAUGACUGAAGAGACUUCUUGCGAAAGCAGAGUUUCGAGUCUAGGCACUCUCUUGGCCAUUACUAUAACCAAAACAAAUACUGAAAUUGCGAAAACUGGGUUGAAAAUAAGUCUAACGUGAAUGAACUCUAAACCAGUUAGAAAUGUGGUUCCGCGGGGAAUUAGCAGAACUUGAACUUCGAAGAACUUGGGUUUCCGCAUAGAUUUUGCAAUUUUAGUUUUCACAAGCCUGACAAUACAUACAGGUGAUCCAGAUGCCUGAGAAAUUGUGUUGAAGAACUUGCUGCUCAUUGAUUUUCGCUACCGCACACAAAACUCGUAUAACCCGUACGACGCAGUGUUUCAAAUGGUACGCCUCAACUGUCGAUUACUUGGUUUGGAUAAACGAAUCUUGCAAGUGAUUAUGUGAAUUGCGGGUGAAAAAAAAGUACGAAUAUAUUGUGAUCCAAUAGUUCCUCAACACUCCGCAAAUUCAAUCAUAUGAAUUUUUAAUCUUAAAUUAAGUUGAAAGCGAUUCCCUGAAAAAACAAUUAAUGGGCUUUCGUAGCGCAUUUAUCAUAUUUGCAAUGGUGAUGGAUGAUAUUUAGAUUUUGGGCCAUCGUGAAUAUAAAACUUUUACUAAGGUUAAAAACAUUUUACCAUCUGCGGACCCAAGAAAAUUUGUGUACGCAUUCGAGCACUAAGUAGGUUCGAGUUGAAGUUAAAACAGGUUAAAUUUUUUUCCUUCAAGCUGCGGUUAAUCCAAGUCUAAUAUACGUAUGGCGAGCCACCGGUUUCAUCCCAGUAUAAUUGGUUUUACUCGCUUCGUUCGAUUCUGUUAUCCCAUGAUUUCACAACAGAGUAGUCUUUACACUCGUGUGAGUUUCGAAUCGAAAAAAAAAAAGUGAAUGUAAACACUAAAGCAAAAACUUUUUUUGCGUAUCCUUGUUUAGUGACCAACUUGCACGAUCGGAGGCUUUUUGGUACUGCUUGUAGACCACAUUAAAGUUUUGCUGCGGCUACGAUGGGUCAUCAAUCAGGAUCAUAUUGAAUAAUAAUAAAUUUAUUGAAGUUUUCCAACUUCAUCCAGACAGUGUUGCCGCACUUUCUUUUUUUAUAUAGUAAUGUCUUUGAUGAACCCCGAAUGAAUAUCUUUGUUUGUCAACGAAGGCUAUGUAAUAUAUAACUAUUUCUAGAAAAGACAGGUAACAAACUCGUUAAAUCCAUGUUCACUAGGAAUAAGGAUUAGAACUUAUUCCUAUAAUUUUUUGCAAGGGUCCAAAUGGAUGAUUACUUGAUCGUAUAAUCUGACGAAGGCAUUCUGUUCCUCUUCACUGUUCACUAAAAUCCUUAUAAAGUCAGUCCGUCUCAUUUUUUUUUACGUAGUAACCCAAGAUUGACAUUUUAUUGAAAUUCAUGGUAUGAAUCGGUGUGCAUCAACAGCUUCAUCAAAAUGAACAUUUGAGUCUCCGUAAAUGCUUAAAGAUGUCAAAAAUAGACUGCCUUUUUAUUUUUCGUAGUACCUGCAAGUUAGUGCAAUACUGUUGCUCAUGGUUUAAAGCACAUUUCAUACAGGAUUUAGUUUAUGGCUUCUGGUUUCAUUCAUCCUCAUGUUCUAUCUGUUCUGUCAACAUUUUUUCUUGGCUAUCUAUAAUCUGCACACUAAUAAGUUGUUUCUAUGCUAUAGUGUGCUUUCGGCACAUCAGUUCCAGUUUUAAAUUUUUUUUUUUUUAAACUUUAACAAGUUUUAUCAGAAAAAGGGGCAGGAUAAUUGCACAACUGUUGGUGUGUACAAUUUAAGCUGGGCUGAACGUAAUAUCAAUGAUUGUCAAAUCAAAUGCAAAAUACGAGUUGUGUAAUCCUCUGGUCAAUCCUGUAGCAAUCUGCUACACAAAAAUGAAUAGUUCUGUUGUCUGCUUAAUCGAUUUGUAUUCAAAAUUCGUUAGGAUCAGGUGUGGUACUGUAUCGUUCUACUCGACAAUCUUUAUGAAGAAGGUGACCAGAACGUGCCAAUGAACGAAUCGCGAAUCAUUUUUGACUUAGAUUAAUCAAAUGGUUGCGUGUCGCUGUUCCCAUUAGAUAACGAUGGUUAUCAAAUGGUUGCGUGUCGCUGUUCACAUUAGAUAACGAUGGUUAGCGUAGUGAGCUACGCACACCCGGAAAUGAGAAAAGCUGCACUGCCAUAUUACACAUACCGAAUCACAAGUCAUGAA
Molecule: messenger RNA, 7337 nt
Organism: Varroa destructor (honeybee mite)
Lineage: Eukaryota; Metazoa; Arthropoda; Arachnida; Mesostigmata; Varroidae
Gene: TyrRS-m
Product: Tyrosine--tRNA ligase, mitochondrial
Biological process (GO): tyrosyl-tRNA aminoacylation
Cellular component (GO): cytosol; mitochondrion
Molecular function (GO): ATP binding; tyrosine-tRNA ligase activity
Source: RefSeq, a predicted model, not a curated record